CUUUCUGGCAGGAAGCUGAAGGAGGAGGAGCCGCGAGCCUCGUCGCUGCCGUCCAUCCCCAACCCCUUCCCCGAGCUCUGCAGCCCCUCCAAGUCGCCCAUCCUCAGCAGCCCCUCGGCAGGGCAAGGCCCGCAGCAUGAAAGCGGCCCCCACGUGGUAAAGGUCUUCAGCGAAGACGGCACCUGCCGCUCGCUGGAGGUCACGGCAGGCGCCACGGCCCGCCACGUCUGCGAGAUGCUGGUGCAAAAGACUCACGCCCUCCACGAUGAAAGCUGGUCCUUGGUGGAGCGCCAUCAGCACUUGGCUCUAGAGCGGUGCCUGGAAGACCAUGAGUCCGUGGUGGAGGUCCAGGCCACCUGGCCCAUUGGGGGAGACAGCAGAUUUGUCUUCCGGAAGAACUUUGCCAAGUACGAGCUGUUUAAAAGCUCACCGCAGUCCCUGUUCCCCGAGGUGAUGGUCUCCAGCUGCUUGGAUGCCAACAAGGGCAUGUCCCACUCGGAGCUCAUCCAGAACUUCCUCAAUUCCGGCAGCUGCCCAGAGAUCCAGGGCUUCCUGCACCUGAAGGAGGUUGGGCGCAAGGUCUGGAAGAGGUUUUACUUCUCCCUCCGCCGCUCAGGACUUUACUACUCCACAAAGGGCACAUCUAAGGACCCACGGCACCUACAGUAUUUUGCUGACCUCAACGAGUCCAAUGUCUACUUCAUCACACAAGGGAAAAAGCACUACGGCACGCCCACCGAGUUCAGCUUCUGCAUCAAGCCCUACAAGGUGCGCAGCGGCAUGAAGGGCCUCAAGCUGUUCUGCAGCGAGGAUGAGCAGAGCCGCACCUGCUGGAUGGCCGCCUUCCGCCUCUUUAAGUAUGGCGUGCAGCUCUACAGGAACUACCAGCAGUCCCAGUCCAGACGCAGCCACCAGUCUUGGAUCAGCACCACGCCCCUGAGGAGCAUGUCUGACAACACCUUGGUGGCCAUGGAUUUCUCGGGGUGCACAGGGCGGGUGAUUGAGAACCCCAACGAGGCGCUGACGGUGGCCCUGGAAGAGGCUCAGUCGUGGAGGAAGAAGACGAGUCACCGCUACAGCCUGCCAACUCCCUGCCAGGGCUCCCCGCUCAGCACAGCCAUCCAUCGAACGCAGCCAUGGUUUCACGGGCGGAUCUCAAGGGAAGACACACAGCGAUUGAUAAUCCAGCAGGGAUUAGUGGAUGGGGUGUUUUUGGUGCGGGAAAGCCAGCGGAACCCCAAGGGGUAUGUCCUGUCCUUGUGCCACCUACAGAAAGUCAAGCACUAUCUCAUCCUGCCAAGCGAGGAAGAGGGGCAGCUUUACUUCACCAUGGACGAUGGCCAGACGCGCUUUGCGGAUCUCAUCCAGCUGGUGGAGUUUCACCAAAUCAACCGGGGCAUCCUGCCCUGCAAGCUCAGACAUUACUGCACCUGCGUCGCCUUGUGA
Messenger RNA from Emys orbicularis (European pond turtle), 1446 nucleotides. It is a transcript of the gene GRB7, whose product is annotated as growth factor receptor bound protein 7. The coding region runs from base 235 to 1446 and encodes 403 amino acids. The record is from RefSeq and is a predicted model, not a curated record. Gene Ontology annotation, biological process: signal transduction. The transcript has 13 exons. NCBI's taxonomy places the organism in Eukaryota, Metazoa, Chordata, Testudines, Emydidae.